Phlebotomus argentipes is the source of this 1123-nucleotide messenger RNA. It is a transcript of the gene Aos1, whose product is annotated as SUMO-activating enzyme subunit 1. Gene Ontology annotation, molecular function: SUMO activating enzyme activity. The record is from RefSeq and is a predicted model, not a curated record. NCBI's taxonomy places the organism in Eukaryota, Metazoa, Arthropoda, Insecta, Diptera, Psychodidae. Gene Ontology annotation, biological process: protein sumoylation. Gene Ontology annotation, cellular component: SUMO activating enzyme complex; cytoplasm. Bases 106 to 1113 code for a protein of 335 amino acids. The transcript has 2 exons.
CAAUAUCAAUUCCGAAAUAUCGUUCCGGAAAAUAAUUCACCGGCUAUCAAGCGUCAAGGGAGCGUUGAAAAUCUCUCCAGUGAGAAGUACGUUUUUAGUGGAAAAAUGACCGAAGUAGCAUUCAAGAACACGAAUUCCAUAGAGCUUACUAUCCACGAAGCGGAACUCUAUGACAGACAGAUCCGUCUGUGGGGCUUGGAGUCUCAAAAGAGAAUUCGGGCUGCUCGUAUUUUGAUUUGUGGCCUCAAUGGACUGGGAGCUGAAAUCUCUAAAAAUGUCAUUUUGGCUGGAGUGAAAUCUGUGACUUUCCUGGAUCACAAUGUCGUGUCUGAGGCGGACAGAUGUUCUCAAUUCCUGGUGCCCGUUACUACUCUAGGGCAAAAUCGAGCUGAAGCCUCUCUAGCUCGAGCUCAAGCUCUUAAUCCGAUGGUAGAGCUAAAGGCUGAUCAAGAUAUAUUGAGUGCAAAACCGGACAACUUCUUCACAAGCUUCGACGUUGUAAUCGUGAUUGGAGCGCCUCGCCGAGAGAUGAUCCGCAUUAACAAUGCUUGUCGCAUGAAGGGGGUGAAGUUCUUCGCAACAGACGUGUGGGGUUUGUUUGGCUACUGUUUUGCUGACCUGCAGGAGCAUAAUUUCAUCGAGGAUGUGUUCAAGCACAAGAUUAUUUCGAAAGAGAACGAUAAAGUGAAGACGGAGCUUGUGGCUGUACCUACGAAGAAGACUCUCCUUUUCCCACCUCUUCAGGAUGUAUUUGAGUUCGACUGUUGCAAGUAUGAUUACAUCAAGGCAGUGAAACGCAAGGGAUUUGCCCUGGUGAUGUUUCUGAUUUUGCACCGCUUUCGCGAGGAACAAAAUCGUGAUCCAUGUUUUAAAGAAACAUCUGAAGAUCACGCAAUUCUGCUGCAAUAUCGCGAUGAAGUAGUCCCUGGAAUAAUUCCUGACUCUGCUUUCACUCAUCUCUAUGCUCAAAUCUCGCCAGCAGCAGCAAUUGUAGGUGGUGUGGUGGGUCAAGAGGUGAUUAAAAGUAUCUCCCAAAAAGAAGCUCCGCACCACAACCUCUUCUUCUUCGAUCCGGAAAGGGGCGAUGGCUAUAUCGAAACAAUUGGGAUUUAAGCUUUUCCUU